CUCAAAUUAUGUUUAAACUCAAUACAGUAACUUCUGAAAGAGUUCUGUUGUGAAUGUUUUGCAGUUCAUGAAGACAAACAGGCACCAUAAUGAUUAAGCUGUUAGGCUGGUGGUAGGACUAACACAUAAAUAAUUGUGCACAAUAUGUGAUUUCAUUUUAAGGUGUAUAUGAUGCCACCAAAGAGGCCUUCAAGAAACUAGGGACAGAAACAGGGUGGUUCGACAAGACGGUUGCCAUGGGAGCUGACGGCGCAGCUGUCAAUCUUGGGCAUAAAGGAGGUGUAAGAGCCCUUCUCCAAGCUGAGGCAGGGGCUUUUAUUGUCCCAUUUCAUUGCAUGCCACAUAGGCUGGAGCUGGCAAUGAUGUCAGUGCAAAGGAAAAUUCCCAUGGUGGAUCAUGUCUACAGUCUCCUCAACAUGGUUUGGAAAACCUACCAGUACAGCAGCAAGUCUAUGAGAGAACUGCGAGCACUUGGAGAGGAGCUGGGUGUGCAUGUCGAUGUACCAGGUAGUGUCAGUGGGACACGCUGGCUUGCACAUGUAAACCGUGCCCUGCAAACCCUACUGAGACCUGGAGGAAAGGACAGAAACCUGCAGAAUCCUGGCCAGUUCACAGCAGUUUACUUCCACAUGGAACAUUUGACUGCAUCAUCAACCAAUGCUGACAUUGCUGGGAGAGCAAGGAAGGUCUGUAUAUAUUUUCAAAAUUAUUUCAUAUUUGUGAUAGAUAUAUACAAAUUACUGAUAUUGAUUACUUAUGUCUUGCAGGUCAAGAAGAUGAUGGAAGAUGGGGCCUUUGUGGGUUUCUUUCACUUCUUGGCUGACUUGUUUGAGGCCAUUAGCAAAUUCAGCCUUCUUCUCCAAAGAAAUGAUGUCAUUUUGCCUCAGGCUGUGAAUGGGAUUCAGAAUCUUAUUGCAACUGUUGAGGCCAUGUCAGUGAGAUGCAAGCCAGGUGGUCGGCUAGCAGAAUUACUGGCAGACCUUCAGGCCCAGAGAAGACAACAAGAGAGUGAUGGUGAGGCUCACCCUUUGUACAAAUAUCAGGGGGUCACCAUCAAAGGAGAAGUCUCUGGUCUGGGAGCAGAUGGACUCUCAAUGGAAAGCACACCUCAGCUGCAACGAGCAGUAAAAGCAACAGUCGAGUGCACUGUGCUGCACCUGAAGCAGAGGUUCAGCAGUCUACUUGAUGAAGGGUCCUCAUUAGCAACAACGAGGGCAGUGAGGUCAUUCAAAAUAUUAAAUCACGAUUCCUGGCCUGAACAAAGACAUCUCCUGACAGAUUAUGGUGCAGAGGAGCUGGACUUCCUGCUGGACCACUUCUCCCCCAUCCUAACAAGAAAUGGCUGUGAUACCAAGCUGGCAAGAGAGGAGUAUCAGUCGAUGAAAAUGUUCAUUGUUACAAACUACAUGGACAAGUCAUACCAUGCCCUGUGGGGGAGGAUGUUGACCAAAAUGCCGUUCUGCUCCGACUACAAAAACAUCCUACAUCUUGUACACAUGAUGCUUGCACUCCCAGUGUCUUCUGCUGUGUGCGAGAGAGGAUUCUCUUCCCAGAAGAGGAUUAAGUCAGAGGUCAGGGGGUCUCUUCAUGUGGACACUGUUGAGGACUUAAUCAGAAUUAGUAUGGAGGGACCGAACAUCGAUGAUUUUGAUGCCAAAGAGGCUGUUGACAUGUGGCUCAAUCAGGCUCAACGUACAAGGAGGCCUAAUUACAAGGGCUGGCCAACACAGGCACCUUAUCCCCCACCAAGGGGUGAUCUUUUGUAGGAAGUGUUAAUGCACAAGUUAUGUCUACAACUUGUUCUGUUGUCAGUAGAGCAUCAAUAUUCAUUUUGUAUUUUUAAGCUGUAUAACUGGUGUAUGUUAUUAAAACUAUUGCACAAGUUUAUAAGAUUGUAUAUUGUCAAAUUAUUUAUCAGUAAUACAGUAAAAAUGAUGGGAAAACUUUGCAAGUCGAUUUAUAGUGUGCGCCCCUACAUUUUCUGCUUGCGCCCCUAAA
Molecule: messenger RNA, 1998 nt
Organism: Pseudoliparis swirei
Lineage: Eukaryota; Metazoa; Chordata; Actinopteri; Perciformes; Liparidae
Product: zinc finger protein 862-like
Exons: 7
Coding region: 237-1766 (509 amino acids)
Molecular function (GO): protein dimerization activity
Source: RefSeq, a predicted model, not a curated record